Messenger RNA from Chelmon rostratus (copperband butterflyfish), 4489 nucleotides. RefSeq names its product carcinoembryonic antigen-related cell adhesion molecule 5-like. The record is from RefSeq and is a predicted model, not a curated record. Bases 85 to 1704 code for a protein of 539 amino acids. The transcript is spliced from 10 exons. NCBI's taxonomy places the organism in Eukaryota, Metazoa, Chordata, Actinopteri, Chaetodontiformes, Chaetodontidae.
UUGCCUGGGUGUGUCCCUGUAAAAGCAGCAGGUACUGUCGCAUUUCGGUCUCCGUCUCUGCUGGAAAGACUUGAACCGUCCGGGAUGGAUCUGCUCUCCUCGCAGUCGCUUCUGUUUCUUCUGUCUUUCCUCGGAUCCUGUGCGGGCAGCAUCCUGCCGGAGGGGCCGUUGGACGAACUCUUGGGGAAAAAUGUGACUAUAAAGACCCUGGUUGACAAACCAAAUUACUCCCUUAUGAUCUGGACUUUCAGCGACGAUAGCGAUGAGACUCAAAACAUUGUCACCGCGACCCCAACAGAGGUGAAGGUGAACACACCUUACGUGGGAAGGGUGUCGGUUAACACGACAAACGGCUACCUGAGCCUGGCGGGCCUGAAGGCGACUGACAGCGGAUCAUACAGCAUCAACAUCGUGACAAAGGAUCUAUCCACUCAAACCGGGGAGAUCAGGCUCCGGGUUCUGGAGCCGGUGUCCAGUGUGACCAUCAAGUCCGACCUGGCCGAGGCCAUCGAGCACAACAGCACCGUGGUCCUGACCUGCUCCGCGAAAGGCUCCUUCCUCAAGUACACCUGGACCAACGGCACCACGCCCAUCGUGGACGACGGCAAGCGGCUCGUGGUGAAAGAGGACGAAGCGUUCAGCACGCUGACCAUCACAGGUGUUCUCAGGUCAGACCUGGUUGGCCCCAUCUACUGCACAGCUGCUAACAAGCUGGAGACGGAGAAGAGCGCCCCCUUCAAUCUCACUGUCUACUACGGACCAGAUGAAGUCACCAUCACUCCUCCGAACCCCCCCAAGGUCAUCAGAUCCGGCUCCAACUUCAGCCUGUCCUGCUCAGUCAGCUCCAGCCCACCGGCCACCUUCGUCUGGUACCACAGCCAGCAGAUGAUGGAGGCCGCGGGUCCCGUCCUGACCCUGGACGUGAUCGAAAAACACGGAUUAGGGAAGACGGAGGAGCCGUACACGUGCCGGGCCACGAACGACAAAACCCAGCGCACGGUCUCGUCUCCUGCCGUCUCCUUCGCUGUGAUGGACGGCAUCUCAGGUGUUAAAAUCGCCGGUCCGACCACACUCCUCCUCGCCGGCAACAGCACGGCCAACAUCAGCUGCCAGGCCACGUCCGGCGCCGUGAGCGCCGUGACCUGGCUGAAAGACGGCAAGCCUCUGUCUGCCAGUUCCCGCCUGGUGUUCGCCGAUGACAAGAGCUCCGUGAAUAUCAGCCCGCUGCAGAAAGAGGACAACGGAGAGUACACAUGUCAGCUGAGCAACCCCGUCAACACAGAGCAGGCCUCCUACAAGAUGGUGGUCAACUACGGUCCUGAACCAGCGGCGGUGACAGGCUCCGACGCCGUAGAGGUGAACGAUGAAGUGAUACUCACAUGCACUGCUGCCUCAGUCCCCCCCGCCAACUUCACCUGGAAGUUUAACGAAUCAUUGACCGAUGUCAAAACAGCCACGUACGCCAUCCAGAAGGCUGUUUACAAGAACAGUGGGAUGUACACGUGUGAGGCGAAGAACGACGUUACUGGCAAAACCACCAAGUACACCCACACCCUGUCCGUCAAAGAGGAAGGAGCUUUGGAUGAAGGUCUCUCAGACGGAGCCAUCGCCGGAAUCGUCAUCGGCGUCCUCGUCGCUCUCGCCGCCGCCAUCGGCCUGAUCAUUUACUGCAGACAGAAAGUGCCGGUCGAGUCACCGUACUAACGAAGGUCCUGCACACUGCUGCUGAGAGCUGCCGGCCCAAACAUCCGACCAAUUUGUUUCCCAUGAUCCAUCUGUGCAGCUGGGAGGAGUGUCCGGUUGGAUCCAGCUGGUUUCCUGUGAAGCCCUCGCCCAAACCAGCGUUCCCAUCAUCCUCCUCUUCUCUGUCUCUCUCUCUCUCUCAGUGGAAGCUUGAUUUUUUCGAUGGAUUCUAUCAGUUUGGAUACUUUUUUUAGUCUUUUUUCACCGUCACCUUCACCAUUAACUCGUCCUCCGCCGCUGGACCACCAUCUCUCUCCUCUUUUCCUCCACCUGCUGUUAACAAACGUCCUCCUUCACCUUUCGUCCGCUUCGCUGCUUCUGAAAAACGCUGCGAUCAGAGACGUUUCCUGGACUGGAGCUGACGGACUGACGGUUACGAUGAGUGAUUCUCUUUAUCCUGCAGGAAACCUGAGGAGGAAACACACACACACACACACAGACGCACACAAACACACACACACACACACACACAAACACACAUGUACACACACACACGAAAACACACACACGCACACACACUCACACAUACACACGCUGGAGGCCACACACGUCGACUCCGGGUAAAAACUCUAUGUGAUAAAGUUUCUGUGGUUUGAUUUAUCUCACUGUCGGUGCCAGGCGGGUGGAGUUUAGCUGGAGGACGCUUUAAGUGGUUCAAAAGGAAACUUUUAGAUGUUUCCCUGAGUUUGCGCAGCGCUCAUCACACCGAGGAGUCUAACGCGUCUGUCGUAGAAACGUGUCUUUUACUACAAAACUUUAUUAGCAUCUCUCUCGUUUCUGUCCCUUCACGUCCUGCUGCCUUCCUUCAUGUUUCUGUCUUCAUUGAACAAUAUUCAACACAAACGAGCGACUCCGCUGAGCUUCAUUAAGAUACUUUAAAAUCAACUCAAGGUCACUUUUAAUUCGUUACUUUUAGGAGGAAGCAACAACGCAAAAGAACAAGAAUAAACUAUAAAAAUAACUUUAUUUAUACAAGCCAGGAGCUACAAAGUGCUAUAAAAAAACUGAAAGUACAAAGUAAAAAUUAAAGAAUUAUAACAGAACAUGAUAGUAAAACUGUUUCUAUUAAAAAUGAAAUAAUGCAUUUUAUUUUGUAGAUACUCGGACAUUUUAUAAAAUAAAAUAAUCAUAAUUUAUACAAGAAAUUAAUCCACAAGCACAAAAAAUCAAACACAUUUUUUAAAAAGGUGACUUUAAGAGAUUUCUUCAAAGUAGCGGGAUCAGUGAUAAUUAGUAAUAAGUGAAUAUUUAUUAUUUAUAGAAUAAUUAUUUUUUGUUUAAUGACGGCGCCCCCUAGUUUUGCAUUGAUUCGACCUUAUUUCAAUACAGCCAAUCAAAUCGUAUGUGAAGCAGCGACAUCGGCGUUCUGUGAUAGGCAGAGCAGACGUCGCGCUGAGCCAAUCAGCAGCAGCGACGCAGCGUAGCUUGUCGUAGCUUGUCGUAGCUUGUCGAAUGAGCCACCAAACAAACAUUCAGGGAAAAAGUGCACAGCUGUCAAUCACAGAGGCCGACGCCCCUCCAGAGACUCGGGAGCGUCUUUAACGGUCUGUCCCCCGGAGACCAUCGAAAGGUUUAUCGUCCGACCGUAAAACAGCGUGAAGACGAACAGAUAAAGUCUUCGCUGCGAUUCUGGACCCCUUCCAGCUGCCCCCCGCCCCCCCCCCCCCCGAUCCUCAUCGGCGUUUCUUUAAAUUCAUUUUACGUCGUCUUCUGUGGAAAAGCAUGAGAGUAGAAAGAGGAGGAGGGAAACAUGAGGGACAAGAUUCAACACGCAGGACGAGUCAGCGAGGUGAAGGCGAGGAAGAAAGGAAACGAAGGAAGAAAGUGCGGGAAGGCGUUUGUGGGCGGCGACAUUCUUUGGGUUUUGGAGGGAAAGUUUUUGAACUUCAAGGCGGUGCUACUGAGUUUUUUAACCGUUGGUUGUUGUUUUUUUUAACCUCGAUCAGGUAGAAGUUGUUGAGCUAAAUUAGACUUUUUACAGGUUAAUGAGACGCCUGCGUCCAUCGCAGAGUUUAAACUGAAACAAAGCUUUUUGUAUUAUUUGAAGUUUUUUUGAAGCUUUUAGCCGGAUCAGCCAUCGUUUCAUCAAACCUCAGAUCAUCGAUCCUGCGCGCUGAGCUGGUGGAUGAUUGGCCUCGCGUUCGUGUGUCAUCUCAGACGUCAACAUGCACUGAUCUCCAGGGAGAAAAGUAUUUAUUCUGUUGAUAACUGGAGCUGAAGAUCACAGCUGGUCUGCAGAGCACACAUUCAAAAUCUCAUUCGCUUUUUUGUGUGUUUUCUCGGUUUGUGCAUUUUCAGCCUGAACUCGGCGGUCGAAGAUGCUCAAACUGAAUUUAAAAGCGCGUCAUUUUCGACAUAUACGUCUGCUCCGGUUUGGGAAAACAGCGCAGAAUGUAUGUUAAUAACAAGACGACAUGUAGCUUCGAUGCUUUUGUUUUCCUAAACCGGACACAUGUUAGAAGACGUUUUUCUUAAAGAGAAACCGCCCUCAUUGUAAAUAGCAGAGGUAGAGACGCUGUAAUGUUUGUGUUUUGUGGGGGUUUGUGGGGUUUUUAUUUCUUCUCAUGAUUCAUUUGUUAAGAAAUGCUUCUUUGUUUUGUUGAUGUUUACAGAAACUGUCUCACUUCUAUGAAAUUCCUGUAAAAAAUCUUUUCAGAUGAAAGAAAUGCCCCCCUCGGUGAAAUUCAUGUACAAUUUAACGUCCUUGUAAAGCCAUAAAAGUCGUGGAAAUAUUUUCCUAAAUUUG